Messenger RNA from Nanorana parkeri, 3529 nucleotides. It is a transcript of the gene TBC1D8B, whose product is annotated as TBC1 domain family member 8B. The record is from RefSeq and is a predicted model, not a curated record. Bases 24 to 3383 code for a protein of 1119 amino acids. Gene Ontology annotation, molecular function: calcium ion binding. The transcript is spliced from 21 exons. Lineage: Eukaryota; Metazoa; Chordata; Amphibia; Anura; Dicroglossidae.
ACUAGUUGCUACGUACAGACAAGAUGUGGCUGAGACCGGAGGAGGUGCUGCUGAAGAAUGCAUGGAAGCUGUGGGUGACCGAGACCUCCAACCCGUACUUCGUGCUGCAGAGGAGAAGAGGUUAUAGGGAGGAAGGAGGGGGACUCGCAGGUCUUCUUGUGGGAACUCUUGAUGCCGUUUUAGAUUCAACUGCUAAAGUAGCUCCAUUCAGGAUUCUUCACCAAACCCCUGACUCCCAGGUCUACUGGUCUAUUGCGUGUGCUGCUAGCCAAGAUGAGAUUAUAAAGCACUGGCAAUGGCUGGAACAAAAUGUUAUGAAGAUACUGUCUGUAUUUGACUCGAGUGAUGACAUAACCAGUUUUGUCCAAGGCAAAAUCAGAGGGCUCAUUGCUGAAGAAGGAAAGGCCUCGUUUAUAAAAGAAGAGGAUCCUGAAAAAUUUCGGGAAGCACUGUUAAAGUUUGAAAAAUGCUUUGGAUUGCCAGACCAGGAGAAGCUGGUGACCUACUUCUCGUGCAGUUACUGGAGGGGAAGAGUGCCUUGCCAGGGAUGGUUGUAUCUCAGCACAAACUUCCUAAGCUUCUACUCCUUCCUGCUGGGAGCUGAGAUUAACCUGAUCAUCUCAUGGGAUGAGAUCUCCAGACUGGAGAAGACCUCUACAGUUCUGCUCACAGAGAGUAUCCAUGUUUGCUCUCAGGGGGAGGACCAUUAUUUCUCUAUGUUCAUGCACAUUAAUGAAACAUUCCUCCUAAUGGAACAACUGGCCAGCUAUGCUAUCGGAAGACUUUUUGAUAAGGAAACAUUUGAAAAUGAUCCAAUACUGAAUGAUCCUCAACAAAUCACAAAAAGAGGUCUGGAAAGCCGUGCACACAGUGAGCGUUUUGCUACAUACUUCAGACUGCCCAAAGAAGAGACGUUGAAAGAGGUGCAUGAAUGUUUCCUAUGGAUACCCUUCAGCCACCUAAAUACAGUGGGGAAGAUGUGCAUUUCUGAGAACUACAUUUGCUUCGCUAGCCACGAUGGCAACCUUUAUAGCACAAUCAUACCUUUACGAGAGAUUACCGGAUUAGAAAGGACUGAUGUGGCAACAAGGGCUAUCACCAUUAGCACAAAAGGGAAGAAUAUAUUUCGUUUCACAGAUGUUCGAGACUUUGAAUCUUUGGUGGCAAGAUUGAGGUCAAGAUGUGCAGUAACAAGUCCCCAGCACACAGCAUACAGUGAGACUGGCUACAUUCCUACUGCAGCAGAGUUCCCAGAAAAGCAUCCUAUGGUGGGUCCAAAAGGCACUAGCAAGACUGUGAGCACAGAAGCCCUAAUGACUGUGUUUCAUCCUCAGGAUGCAGAGAACCUUGAUCCAAUAAUGCUGAAAGAAAAAAUGAAGGAGCAGUCUUGGAAUAUUCUGUUCACGGAAUGUGGUCGUGGCAUCAGCAUGUUUCGUACCAAAAGAACUAGGAAUUUAGUUGUUAAGGGCAUUCCCGAGGCUUUGCGAGGAGAGCUUUGGUUACUUUUCUCAGGUGCAGUUAAUGACAUGGCAGGUAACCCAGGCUACUAUUCGGAAAUUGUGGAAAAGUCUCUCGGCACUUGUACUCUGGCAACUGAUGAAAUCGAGCGAGAUUUGCGCAGAUCACUGCCAGAACAUCCAGCGUUUCAGAGUGACACUGGCAUCUCUGCAUUAAGAAGAGUGCUGACAGCAUAUGCAUACAGGAACCCUAAAAUUGGAUAUUGUCAGGCAAUGAAUAUUCUCACUUCUGUCCUACUUCUGUAUGCCAAAGAGGAGGAGGCGUUUUGGCUGCUAGUGGCUGUGUGUGAACGAAUGCUGCCAGAUUACUUCAACAGGAGAAUUAUAGGUGCAUUGGUGGAUCAGGCAGUAUUUGAAGAACUCAUCAGGGAUUAUUUGCCCCAGUUGACUGAUCACAUGACGGACAUGACCUUUUUCUCCUCCGUGUCCCUCUCAUGGUUUCUUACCCUAUUUAUUAGUGUCUUGCCUAUUGAGAGUGCCGUCAAUGUGGUGGACUGCUUCUUUUAUGAUGGGAUCAAAGCCAUCCUUCAGCUUGGACUGACUGUUCUGCACUUUAACAUUGACAAGCUGCUGGUCUGUAAAGAUGAUGCUGAGGCCGUCACUAUACUUAACCGGUUCUUUGAUAAUGUUGUCAACAAGGACAGCCCUCUGCCUUCAUCUGUGCAACAAGCAUCUUCUGCCUCUGAAAGAAAAGGCAACAGUGUGAAAGUGAAUAUUACAGACCUUAUCAGGGAAUCCAAUGAGAGAUUUGGAGCUAUUCGUUAUGAGGAUGUAGAAAGCAUGCGUGCCAGAAACCGGCUGUAUGUCAUCCAGACUUUAGAAAUGACAACUAAACAAAACGUGGUUCGAGUUUUGUUGCAGGAUGUCAAAUUCAGUUCUGCUGACUUAGAGGAGCUUUAUUAUUUAUUCAAGAGAGAACACUUCAUGUCUUGUUACUGGAGUUUGAACAACAGCAGAAUCCUUAGUCACCAUGACCCAAGUCUACCAUAUUUGGAACAGUAUCACAUAGACUGCCAACAGUUCCGUACCCUAUACCAUCUGCUCAGCCCCUGGGCAUAUUCUCCUAGUUUAGACUCUCUUGCACUGUGGACAUUCCGUCUGUUGGAUGAAAACUCAGAUGGUCUCAUUAAUUUUAAGGAAUUUGCUUUUGCUUUUGAUGUGUUAUUCAAUGGCAGUUUUACUGACAGACUCAAGCUGCUUUUUAAAAUGCACAUACCUCCAGCUUUUACUGAAGUGGGUACUUUAAGCCCCUCAGAGGAAGCCAAGCUUUCCAAAGAAGAUCUUAUGCAUUUCAGCCAACUUCACGUAACAUCUCCUACAGAAAAUCAAAGUCCUGAAGACAAAACAAAGAGCCCUGAAAAAGGAAAAGGGAAAAUUGAUAUUCAGGCAUAUCUAAAGCAAUGGCAAGAUGAACUGGUGCGUAAGGAGGAAAGCAUUAAAGACUUACCCAGAAUGAACCAGUCCCAGUUUAUCUACUUUUCAAAGACUUUGUACAACUUAUUUCAUGGAGAUCCUGAAGAAGAACUGUUGUAUCGUGCCAUUGCUGCUGUGACCAGCCUCCUCCUGCGAAUGGAAGAAGUAGGGAGGAAGCUGCAGAACCCUGCAUCUCCAGUCAAGACUCCAUCACCAGAGACAGGUACCAGUCCAACAUACACCACUCAGGGCAAUGGAUCACCGCAACAAAUGGACAGUGCUGUCUCCCAGCCUCCCAAAGAAAAUACAGAGUGGUCUUUUGCUUUUGAACAGAUCCUCGCAUCUCUUCUAAAUGAACCUUCCCUUGUUCGAUUCUUUGAAAAGCCUACCGAUUUGAAAGCCAAGUUAGAAGCUGCGAGGACCUCUCAAAUCCGAGCUAGCAAACGAGUGUAAGAACUGUCAGUCUGCUACACUAACCACUACAUGAAGAGGCCACAUUUCCUGUUGCAUUCUGUUCUCAGAUGUGUUGAAGUUCUCAAUCACUUUUAUAACAUUUUCAGGGCUACAAUGCAGUUUAUUACUUAGGUAGAGCCUGCACU